This is a messenger RNA of Gracilinanus agilis (Agile Gracile Mouse Opossum), 2021 nucleotides long. It is a transcript of the gene OAT, whose product is annotated as ornithine aminotransferase. NCBI's taxonomy places the organism in Eukaryota, Metazoa, Chordata, Mammalia, Didelphimorphia, Didelphidae. The transcript is spliced from 10 exons. Gene Ontology annotation, molecular function: L-ornithine transaminase activity; pyridoxal phosphate binding; identical protein binding. Bases 91 to 1410 code for a protein of 439 amino acids. The record is from RefSeq and is a predicted model, not a curated record. Gene Ontology annotation, cellular component: cytoplasm.
GCCGCCGCAGGUGCCGCGUGUCAUCGCCGUCUCCUCCUCGUCAGUGUCCGCAUCCGCCGCUGCCAGGCAGGCCGAUACUCCAGAAACAGAAUGUUUUCCAAACUGGCCAACGUGCAGACUCUUGCUGUGUUUCGGCGCGGCGUUCACUCCUCCGUGACCGCGACUGCAUCCGUGGCGACCAAAAAAACCAUCCAGAGCCCUCCAUCCUCCGAGCAGAUAUUUGAGCGAGAGGCCAAGUAUGGGGCCCACAACUACCAUCCUUUACCCGUCGCCCUGGAAAGAGGAAAAGGGAUUUAUGUAUGGGAUGUGGAAGGGAGGAAAUACUUUGACUUCCUGAGCGCCUACAGCGCCGUCAACCAAGGGCACAGCCACCCCAAGAUCGUGGACGCCCUGAAAAGCCAAGCCGACACCUUAGCCCUGACGUCUCGAGCGUUCUAUAACAACGUCCUUGGCGAGUACGAGGAGUACAUUACCAAGAUGUUUAACUACAACAAGGUGCUACCCAUGAAUACAGGGGUGGAAGCUGGAGAAACUGCCUGCAAAUUAGCUCGCAAAUGGGCAUACAGUGUGAAGGGCAUUCAGAAAUACAAGGCAAAGAUUAUUUUUGCAGCUGGGAACUUCUGGGGUCGGACUUUAUCUGCUAUCUCUAGUUCGACUGAUCCAUCAAGCUAUGAAGGCUUUGGACCAUUUGUGCCGGGCUUUGAGAUCAUCCCGUACAAUGACCUGCCUGCCCUUGAGCGUGCCCUCCAGGAUCCCAACGUGGCGGCCUUCAUGGUGGAGCCCAUUCAAGGGGAAGCUGGCGUCAUUGUCCCUGAUCCUGGCUAUCUCUCUGGAGUCAGAGAUCUCUGCACCAAGUUCCAGGUUCUCUUCAUUGCUGACGAAAUCCAGACGGGAUUAGCCAGAACGGGGAGGUGGCUGGCUGUGGAUCAUGAAAAUGUCAGGCCUGACAUCAUCCUCCUUGGAAAGGCCCUUUCUGGCGGCUUAUACCCAGUAUCGGCUGUGCUGUGUGAUGAUGAAAUUAUGCUGAGCAUUAAACCAGGCGAACAUGGCUCCACGUAUGGCGGCAAUCCGCUGGCCUGCCGGGUGGCCAUGGCGGCUCUGGAGGUUUUGGAAGAAGAGAACCUCGCUAAGAACGCGGACAUGAUGGGGACCCUCUUAAGGAACGAGCUGAUGAAGCUGCCGUCUGACAUCGUCACUGCUGUGAGAGGAAAAGGGCUACUAAAUGCUGUCGUGAUUAGAGAGACUAAAGAUUACGACGCCUGGAAAGUGUGUCUGCGUCUCCGGGACAACGGACUUCUGGCCAAGCCCACCCACGGCCACAUCAUCCGGCUGGCGCCGCCCCUGGUCAUCAAGGAGGAUGAGAUCCGGGAGUCGGUGGAGAUCAUCAACAAGACCAUCCUGUCCUUCUGAGAGCUUUUGUGUCCGCGUCUGCUCCUGCCUCCGGGCAGUGGCGUGCGUGCGUGCAUGUGUGUGUGUGCUAGAGAGCCUGCGUGCUCGCCGAGCGCCCAGCCAGAUCCACUCCCGUGUGAAAGACUUGUUUUUGUAGUUCCUAUCUAAUAGAGCGAAAAUUGAAUCACCUGCAAUUUGCUGUUUAAUGUCACUGAGAAAUUCUAUUCAAUUAACUCUUGUCUUCUUUCUAAGCCGGACGGCUGACCUGUAUUUGUGUGUCGACAUCUUUAAAAUGCCUGGAAGUGUUGAGCCUCAAGUGGGAUGCGUGGAUGCUUUUUCCGUAAUCAUGUUACCUUUCCUAGAAUGGUACAAAAGCUUUUGUCUCUGAACCGUUAACUCCAGGGGGCUCGAGGAGAAGACUUCAGGGUGCCUGGAGGAAGGCCCGUGGCACCGCUCUGGGGUGUUUGCUAGGCCAGCUUCAGAAACCGGAGACAUUCCCGUAUCUUCUGUGUGGGUGUGUUUGACCGUCAGUUUAAAGCAGUGGCGAGAAUGGAGUCUGUCCUUCUCCUGCUGCUGCCUUUUCUGAAGCUUCAAAAUCAUGUUUACACUAAAAAUAAAGCCUUUAUUUAAGA